GGCGGCGGCGGCGGCGGCAGCGAUGACUUCUUCCUGUUGCUGCUGGACUCGGUGGGUGGAGACGUAGAUUCCACGGGCGCCAGCCAGGCCGCAGGGCCCCUAUGGAGGGAGGAGGCCGGGCUGGGCCCACGGUUCCAGGGGCACGAAAGCGGCGCGAACCCCGAGGGCCGCCCUGCGCUGGGCCCCAGCUGCCUGUCCGCUAUCCGCGCCCCAGUCCCGGCCCUGGCCCCGAUCCCCGCCCCAGGCCUGGGCCCCGCCGCGGCCUUCGCGGGCACCGUCACCAUUCACAAGCAAAACCUGCUGUUGCGCUUCGAGAACGGCGUCCUCACCCUGGCCACGCCCCCGCCGCCAGCCUGGGCGCCUGGGGUCGCCCCUGCCCCGCAGCCCGGGGGUCUGAUCGCCCCGCAAGCGGGGAUCCCGCACGCCGCGCAGCCUGGCGACUGUCCCGAGCUGCCGCCCGACCUCCUGCUGGCCGAGCGGGCCGAACCCGCGCCGGCCCCAGCGCUCCAGGAGGAGGCGGAGGGCCCGGUUGCUGCUGAGAGCCCCCGCGGGCCGCUAGGCCAGGGCCAGGGCGUGGUGCUGUACCUGUGUCCUGAGGCGCAGUGCGGACAAACCUUUGCCAAGAAGCACCAGCUGAAGGUGCACCUGCUGACGCACAGCAGCAGCCAGGGCCAGCGGCCCUUCAAGUGCCCCCUGGGCGGUUGCGGCUGGACUUUCACCACCUCGUACAAGCUCAAGAGGCACCUGCAGUCACACGACAAACUGAGGCCCUUUGGCUGCCCGGCAGAGGGCUGUGGCAAGAGCUUCACCACGGUGUAUAACCUCAAAGCACACAUGAAGGGCCAUGAGCAGGAGAACUCAUUCAAAUGCGAGGUGUGUGAGGAGACCUUCCCCACGCAGGCCAAACUCAGCGCCCACCAGCGCAGCCACUUCGAGCCUGAGAGACCCUACCAGUGCGCGUUUUCGGGCUGCAAGAAGACGUUUAUCACAGUGAGUGCCCUGUUUUCCCAUAACCGCGCCCACUUCAGGGAACAAGAACUCUUUUCCUGCUCUUUUCCUGGCUGCAGCAAACAGUACGACAAGGCUUGUAGGUUGAAAAUUCACCUUCGGAGCCACACUGGUGAGAGACCGUUCCUUUGUGACUUUGAGGGCUGCGGCUGGAACUUCACCAGCAUGUCCAAACUCCUAAGGCACAAAAGGAAGCACGACGAUGACCGGAGGUUCAUGUGUCCUGUAGAAGGCUGUGGGAAAUCGUUCACGAGGGCCGAACAUCUGAAAGGCCACAGCAUAACCCACCUGGGCACAAAGCCUUUUGUGUGCCCCGUGGAAGGCUGCUGUGCCAGGUUCUCUGCUCGCAGUAGUCUCUACAUUCACUCCAAGAAACACUUGCAGGAUGUGGACACUGGGAAAAGCCGAUGCCCAGUCUCCACUUGUAAUAAACUCUUCACAUCCAAGCACAGCAUGAAGACCCACAUGGCCAAAAGGCACAACCUGCGCCAGGAUCUCUUAGCUCAGCUAGAAGCUGCAAAUUCUCUUACGCCCAGCAGUGAACUUACCAGCCAGGGGCAGAAUGACCUCAGUGAUGCAGAGCUUGUGUCUCUCUUCUCUGGUGUGCCCGGUAAUAGUUCUGCUGCAGUAUUGGACACCGCAUUGGUGAACUCUGGGAUCUUGACUAUUGAUGUGGCUUCUGUGAACUCAACUCUGGCAGGGAAGCUCCCUGCUAAUAAUAAUAAUAAUUCCUUAGGGCAGGCGGUGGACCCUCAGGCCUUGAUGGCCACCAGUGACCUUCCUCAAAGUCUGGAUACCUCACUCUUCUUUGGAACGACAGCCGCUGGUUUUCAGCAGAGUCCCUUAGAUACGGAUGAUGUCUCAAGUCUAAGUGCGGGGCCGUUGGGAUCUCUGAGCUCUUUGGCUAUGAAAACCUCGAGUCAAGAGCCCCAAGCUUUGACCCCCAGCAGAGGAAGAAACCCAGUUUGCAUUCUCCAAUCCAGCAGGAAACCAUGGGUCUCAGAAAGAAACAGAUCUUAUCACAGUGACUGGCAGCUCAUUUUUGGUAUGAACUAAACUCUAUUCAUUCCUUGCCACAUGGCUUACUUUUAUUGAUGACACUCAAGUUUAAGAGUAUUCUGGACUAAAUGUUUAAAUGCAGUCAUUUCUUAUAGGUUUGAAAAAGAACAGAGCCCUGGGCUACAAGUUUGGAGAUUUAAAUUCUGAUCUUGAGUCUGGAACUGACAGGUUGUGUGACCCUGAGCAAGUCACUUAUCCUAUCUGAGCCUUAAUUUCCUUAUUUAUAAAAUGAGGU
Physeter macrocephalus (sperm whale) is the source of this 2302-nucleotide messenger RNA. RefSeq names its product zinc finger X-linked protein ZXDB-like. Gene Ontology annotation, biological process: regulation of transcription by RNA polymerase II. The record is from RefSeq and is a predicted model, not a curated record. NCBI's taxonomy places the organism in Eukaryota, Metazoa, Chordata, Mammalia, Artiodactyla, Physeteridae. Gene Ontology annotation, cellular component: nucleus. The transcript is spliced from 2 exons. Gene Ontology annotation, molecular function: transcription coregulator activity. The annotation marks the transcript as partial.